Molecule: messenger RNA, 2440 nt
Organism: Pimephales promelas (fathead minnow)
Lineage: Eukaryota; Metazoa; Chordata; Actinopteri; Cypriniformes; Leuciscidae
Gene: elovl4b
Product: ELOVL fatty acid elongase 4b
Biological process (GO): very long-chain fatty acid biosynthetic process; fatty acid elongation, saturated fatty acid; sphingolipid biosynthetic process
Cellular component (GO): endoplasmic reticulum membrane; endoplasmic reticulum
Molecular function (GO): fatty acid elongase activity
Source: RefSeq, a predicted model, not a curated record
CUGCGCAUGCUCAAUGCCGGACAGACCGGUGUCCAGUCAGUGUCUGCUCACAUUGAUCAGAUGCGUUUGCCUCAUAUGCUCCGGUCCCGUUAGUUACAUUCUGUUUGCCUUCGCGUUAUUAUUGCCAAAUCUGCGGGGUUGAUGUGUUUAAACGCACACUGUAGAUUUAAAUCCAGACAUUUAUUCACUCUCAUAUUCCACCUGCACUGCACCUGAUGUCGGCAUAGGCACGCGCUCGCAAGGAUAAUCAUCUUAGAACUAGAGCCAUGGAGACGGUCAUUCACUUCAUGAAUGACUCGGUAGAGUUUUAUAAAUGGAGCCUUACCAUAGCAGACAAGCGUGUGGAGAAAUGGCCGAUGAUGUCAUCGCCGCUCCCCACCCUGGGGAUCAGCGUCCUCUACCUGCUGUUCCUGUGGGCCGGACCCCUUUACAUGCAGAACCGCGAGCCUUUUCAGCUCAGAAAAACACUCAUCGUGUACAACUUCAGCAUGGUGCUGCUUAACUUCUACAUCUGCAAAGAGCUGCUCUUGGGCUCCAGAGCGGCCGGAUACAGCUACCUCUGCCAGCCCGUCAACUACUCCAAUGAUGUUAAUGAAGUCAGGAUAGCGUCGGCUCUGUGGUGGUACUACAUCUCGAAGGGAGUGGAGUUUCUGGACACAGUGUUCUUCAUCAUGAGGAAGAAGUUUAACCAAGUCAGCUUCCUGCACGUCUAUCACCACUGCACAAUGUUCAUCCUGUGGUGGAUCGGCAUCAAGUGGGUCCCUGGCGGACAGUCUUUCUUUGGAGCUACAAUUAACGCUGGCAUUCACGUGCUGAUGUACGGCUACUACGGCUUGGCGGCGUUCGGCCCAAAGAUCCAGAAGUACCUGUGGUGGAAGAAAUACCUCACUAUUAUUCAGAUGAUCCAGUUCCACGUGACCAUUGGCCAUGCCACGCACUCUCUCUACACGGACUGCCCGUUCCCGGCCUGGAUGCAGUGGGCUCUGAUCGGUUACGCCGUCACGUUCAUCAUUCUGUUCGCCAACUUCUACUACCAGACCUACCGCCGCCAGCCACGGCUCAAGUCAGCCAAAUCUGCCGUUAACGGCGUCUCCACGGCGACCAAUGGCACCAGCAAGGCACCGGAGAUCACGGAAAACGGAAAGAAACAAAAGAAAAGAAAAGGAAAACAUGACUGAAAAGAAACACGGAAACAGGGUUCAAAAAUGCCCAUGUAACCUCAACCAUUACAGACUGUUUGGUAAUUGUACAAACGAAAUUGGUCUUUGUUUUGGUUAGCUUGCUCAUUGUGUUUCAAACUAUAGGGACAACGCAACCAAUUCUGUGUGACGUCACUUUCAUCUCCAGACUACUUGUGAAAAUGUUAUAAUCUCAAAAUGCCGCAUCUGAACGGCAAACUACUUCAUUUAUCACCACAGAAUGACAGAUACAUAUGCUUUUUCACUGAAACAGAAACUGAGCUAAUUCUCAUAAAGUUUUUAUCUCAUAUAUGUAUAUAGGCAGCUGAUGAAAGAUUCUUACAUAAAUGGCUCGUCUGGAUGCUUCACAUGUCCUUCCUCUGGUCUCGGUUGUCUUCACACUCUUGAAUCCUGAAACAAGUGAUGUGGAGUCAUUAAAGGCCCAAGAAUUAAUCAUAACACAUGCAAAUAAUCACGCAAAUCUUUCAUAGCUAUAAUUAUUGUCUGUUUGAAUCUUAAAUUGUGGUGAGACAGUGGUGUUUAAGGACGCGAUUUUUAAAGGGGCAAUACAAUUCAACCAAAGAAAAUCACUGUAUAUUUUCCAUUAGAUACGUUUCAUUUCAUUUUCCUGUACUAAACGAAUUCCUGAGAAUGCAUGCAGUAAUGAUGCUAUCAUGGCUUUAUACUCGGGUAGUUUUACAUGUUUUUGUUCACAUGUAAAUUUAGACACACAAACACACACACACACUUGUGUCCUUAAUAUCUAUUGCUUUGUGCGUGUAGCUUUUAUGAAGCUUUUGCAAGUCAUAUUGCAUUACAGCUACACUAAUUCAGCUUUUUGUUCCCUUUUAUAAACAAAAUUCCCAGCAAAAAAUAUUUAUAAACAAAAAUCCUUAGGAUAGACAGCUCUUAGAACGUGCUAUUUAUGCGGUAUAUUUUCUGUAUGAAUGAAGCUCACACAGGCUGUUUGUGAUCUGCACAUUGUGAUUUUGUUAGCAAGACAUUCCUCUCCGAAAAUCUAGUCCUAACCCUACGCAUAACUUCCCUAAAAUCAGAGGGAAAUGAUAGGUGGAUAACACUGAUGUAGAAGCCUAAACUUCCCCUUCAAAUCUGAUUGAUUGAUUGAAAUGUUGUUCAGAGACAGUUGAUCCAGGAUAGUGUUGAACUUGGUGAAAUCACGUUCAUCUUCAAUGUUCCUCUUAUAAUAAAAAAAUAUAACAAUUGAUACAAAACUGAAUGAAAUAAACAGGAUGUCAACCUCA